Messenger RNA from Drosophila hydei, 1131 nucleotides. RefSeq names its product basic helix-loop-helix neural transcription factor TAP (gene tap). Gene Ontology annotation, molecular function: protein dimerization activity. The record is from RefSeq and is a predicted model, not a curated record. The transcript has a single exon. The annotation marks the transcript as partial. NCBI's taxonomy places the organism in Eukaryota, Metazoa, Arthropoda, Insecta, Diptera, Drosophilidae.
AUGUCCGCCUGCUACAAUGCCUACAAUCCAGCGCAAUCGUUUCAGUUUGAUGAGGAUGAUGACGAUGAUGCUUCCUUUGACAGCGGCUAUGAGAAGAGCUUUGAAACGGAAGCCCAGACCAGCUCACGUCGACGUUUGGAAUUUGGCGAGCACUGCGGAGCCACGCCGCCAGCUCAAGCUCCAGCUCCUUUGGCCUAUGCCGGCAACUGGGAGAUGCAGAUGAACUCGCCACCUGCUGGCUUUGUGGGUCUGCUGGACACGAGCAGCAACCACAGCACGCGCAGCGGUCGCACGCUGGUGGAGCACCUGAACAGUCGCGCUGCAACGAACAGCUUCGAGCCGCAGCUGACGAGCACGCCGGUGAAAUCGCCAGAGGAUCCGAAUGCACCGCGACCGAAGCGUAAAUAUGCCGUCGGCAAGAAUCGUGUGACUCGUUCGCGCAGUCCCCUGCAGGUGGUGCGCAUCAAGAAGUUCCGGCGCAUGAAGGCCAACGAUCGGGAGCGCAAUCGCAUGCACACGCUCAACGAUGCGCUCGAGAAGCUGAGGGUCACCUUGCCCUCGUUGCCGGAGGAGACGAAACUGACAAAGAUCGAAAUACUGCGCUUUGCCCACAAUUACAUCUUUGCGUUGGAACAGGUGCUGGAGAGUGGCAACACCAUCAACCUGGACCUGGAGAAGUUGCAGAAUUUUACGCUGAGUGGCGAGCGCAUCACCAAGGAGCUAUUCGAUGCGCUCUUUGUGAACCCACAGCCAUAUCCCAUCUUUGGCAACGGACGCAUCUUUCCUUAUGGGCCACAUCAACAGCAGACGCCGCCGAUGCACUAUCAACCAGGUCAGGCCAUGGAUUAUCAGCCACCUGGCUUUGAUCUGGGCAGCAGCAUGCGCUACUAUCAACAGCAGCAACAGCAGCAGCAGCAGCAGCAGCUGCUGGUGUCACAGUCGGAGCUUAGUCCGCAGCCCACAGCUUCGGCUGUGUCUCACUUUUCCCAGGAGAAAUAUGAUCUGUUUCGCAGCAGCUUUGAGGCAGCUGCUAUGCCAGAGUCGGGUCUGCAUCAGCAGAGCAGUUUCUACACACAAACGCCGCCCUGGAAGGAGUACCAAGAGGAUCACCAUCAACAUCAGCAGCAGCAG